AGGUGGGACCAUGUGUCAUUGCAUUCACCUGCGACAUGGUUAAAGCAGAAGCAGAUCAACUUUCAAGUACCUGUUAUGGGCUUCAAGAAAAGUUCGAACACGGAUCCCAUGAGUACCAAGAGUUGAAUUCGUUUAGUCGUUACAUAGUUAAUGUUGGGAUCCGUUUUACGGCUGCAGAUUUUUUCGAAAUUAAACGAUCAAUUCUAUUAUCUGUUAUCGCAACUUCGACGACCUAUUUUAUAGCAUUAGUACAGUUUUAUUAGGAGAAAAAUUUGCCUCCAUAGUCUUCAACAUACUUUCCAGAAGCACAAUAUUUAUCUUAUGAAUGCAAAUGGCUUUUCUCUACGAUGUACAAAAGUGUUUGAGAUUUAAUUAGUACCAAAUUUAAUACAUCAGCCGACCAAGUAGAGGAAACAGACUUAGGUACUUGAUUCUACAUUAUUAAUAGUGAUAGUAUCAAUGAAAACUAAAUCUGAUAAGUUUUUUUUUCGAAAAUACUUUAUUUCAAUUUUAAUUAAUACAAUAAAUUUCUUAUUUGUAAUCCUUCAAACAGUGUUUAUAACACUGGUAUCAAGGAUACUAACUAGUACAGCUGUAC
This is a messenger RNA of Ceutorhynchus assimilis (cabbage seed weevil), 598 nucleotides long. The record is from the annotation of a GenBank genome assembly. Lineage: Eukaryota; Metazoa; Arthropoda; Insecta; Coleoptera; Curculionidae.